AUGCGUUUCACUCCGCUCUUCACCAUUGCCGCACCAGCCCUUCUGAUCGCAGGUGCUGCCAUAGCCCACGCACCCAUCCCCGCCGACACCCUAGAGACCUUGAUCAAAAACCUCAACCAGCCCGACGCCCUCGACGCAUUCAAAGCCGUGCUAAACGGCGAAGUCCCCCCAUUCCUCGACACCCGCGAGUUCGAGGAGCUCGCACGGCGCCAGGAGUGCUGCGAGUACGGCAUCUGCUGUAACAUUGAGACGUGUCAGGAGGACGGCAGCAGCUGUCUCCAGAUGUGCUUUGGGUAUCAGAGUCCUUGGCAGCAGCUUGGGUGUAUUGCGGGAUGCGCUACUACGUGUGGUUAG
Molecule: messenger RNA, 354 nt
Organism: Aspergillus mulundensis
Lineage: Eukaryota; Fungi; Ascomycota; Eurotiomycetes; Eurotiales; Aspergillaceae
Exons: 3
Coding region: 1-354 (117 amino acids)
Source: RefSeq, a predicted model, not a curated record